Messenger RNA from Serendipita indica DSM 11827, 1899 nucleotides. The record is from the annotation of a GenBank genome assembly. NCBI's taxonomy places the organism in Eukaryota, Fungi, Basidiomycota, Agaricomycetes, Sebacinales, Serendipitaceae.
AUGGACGGCUUUCAAGCUCCCAGAUCAUCAAGUUCGGGAAUCAAACGCAAGUUUGAAGGCACAAUCUCUCCCGAAAAUGCAAAGAAACCAAAGCCAUCGCCCCUAGAGUUUAUGCAGUCGUCCAUGAGCACAUCUGGCAAAUUCAAAUCGCUUUCGACCAUCAAAGUCGAGGACGAACCAGAAGACGAUGCGCCCGCAGAGGUACAGCAAGAAGAGGAGUUUGCGCCUGGAAAUGAUGCAGACUAUUUCGUUGAAGAGGACGAAGAAGGACGAUUCUUUGGCACAGGUCUUACAAAGGAGCAAAAGGAUAUUCUCAACAUCUUCGAGGAUGGCGCUGAGGGUGCUGUGGCAGACAUAGAGGAACUAAACUUGCCCGCAAUCCGUCGACUUCUCCUCAAGCUCGAGAGAGCUAUCAACAAGAACCAAGACCAGCGCUCCAAGUAUCCAAACGAUCCUACAAAGUUUAUCGACUCGGAAGCCGACUUGGACGCUGCUCUCAAGGCGUUGAUACCCCUCUCACAAGUCCCAGCCCUUGCAUAUCCAGAGCUUGCCAAGAGUGAAAACAUCGGCAUGCUCAUUGGUCUACUGAGUCACGAGAAUAUGGAUAUCGUCAUUGAUGUUGUAGAGCUCAUUGACGAGCUCACAGACGAGGACGUUGGAGGCGAAGAGGACGACGCUGAUCAAGAUGAGUCUGAGCAGAAUGACCGUGAUGCCAGUAUGAAGAUGCUGGCAGAUGCCUUUACCAAGCACUCGUUAUUGGAGCUCCUGGUAUCCAACUUCAGCCGUUUCAACGAAGAAGAGGAAUCAGACCGCCAGGGUCUAUUUCAUGUGCUCGGAAUCUUCGAGAAUAUGAUUGCCCUCAAUCCAUCCCUAGCCGGGCAGAUUGUUGAAAAGACCUCGUUCCUUACCUGGAUUUUGACCCGCAUACAAGCGCCAACACAUGAUGAAAACCGUGGAUACGCUGCAGAGCUGCUCGCAAUCCUACUUCAAAACGACCGAAGCAAUCGUCUGGCCUUCGCAAAGAAGAAUGGCAUGGAGGUGAUUUUACCCGUCCUGGCAAAUUAUCGAAAACGUGAUCCAGAGACUGCAGAUGAAGAAGAGUUUAUGGAAAACCUCUUUGACUCUCUUUGUUCUUCUCUCCAAGAACCAGAGAACAAAAAUCUCUUCACGGAAAGUGAAGGGGUCGACCUCAUGCUCAUCAUGAUGAGGGAGAAACUAAAGGCUCGAAGCCGGGCCAUCAAAGUCCUGGACAAUGCACUAUCAGGAGCGUCUGGUGCCAAGAACUGCGAGGUAUUUGUCGAAGCGCUGGGAUUGAAGCCGCUCUUUACGGCCUUCAUGGGCAAGUCAAAAAAGUCCAAGGUGGAGAGUAGUAUUCUCGCUUCAGAGGAAACCUCGCACGUACUUGGGAUCCUCUCAUCACUCUUUACGAAUCUGGCGUCGGAGUCUCCAGAACGUAUUCGCCUCUUAACAAAAUUCGUAGAGGGUGAUUAUGAAAAAGUAGAUCGGCUUCUCGACGUUCGUGAGGCCGUGGAAACGCGUCUCAGAAUUGUAGACAAGGAAAUUGCAGCGGAAAGAAAGGAAAUGAAGAGAACUGGUGAGGAGAUUGGUGAUAUGGAGGACCUAUGGUACUUGCGACGGCUAGAUGGGGGCCUUUUCACACUGCAAACGGUGGACUACAUCCUCGGAUGGAUAUGCAUGGAGGACGAUGGCAUACGAAACCACAUUUCAGUAAUGCUCGGCCGGAAAAGCAAAGGGCUCAAAGAUAUUGUUGCCGUGCUCAAAGACUAUCGGGAUAACAUUGGCGACACCGAGAACAUGGAGGUGGACAGCACGGAUGAGCCGGUUUCUCGCAGAGAGAUUCUCGACGGAUUGUUAGGAUUUCUCGAAACUUGUGUGUGA